CUGGGCGCUACCUCCCUCCCCUCCCAAUAUAUAUACUUGUGGCUCUAGACUUCCGCGUUAUGGCAUUGCCACUCCGGGCCAGGGGCCUCCUUGCAAACGCGCCGCUACUCUACCAACAAGCCUUGGGCGGAGCGGGUAUCAGCAAUACAGCUUUCCUCUGCCCAGCGGGUGCCCUUUACUCCUCAGUCCCUGUCCGCUCUGCAUGUUCCAAACCUCCUACAGCCGGACUUAAAGCUUUUCCCUUCCCAGGAUCCGUACCUGCACCCUGCAGAGUUCAGUCCCUGUUUCACAGCAGCCACUGCUCCCCGUCGGCCUUUUCCCAGACAACCAUACUUAGUAGAAUCGCUUCUUUCUUCUCUCCGCACUGCCCCCUUCCGAGAGUUUACCAUACUAGCCCCGCCAUGCACAAACCUGUGCCCGAUUCUCAUAGUAGCGAUGGGCACCUUCCGCGCUACUUCGAUUACCUGGUGGUCGGGGGAGGCUCAGGUGGGCUGGCAAGUGCCCGCAGGGCGGCUGAACUGGGAGCAAGAACAGCGGUGGUGGAAAGCAGCAAACUCGGGGGUACUUGUGUGAAUGUUGGAUGUGUACCAAAAAAGAUUAUGUGGAAUGCUGCUAUUCAUUCAGAGUAUAUCCAUGACCAUGAAGAUUAUGGAUUUGAGACUUCAGCUAUAAAGUUUACCUGGAAAGUUAUUAAAGAAAAACGAGAUGCUUAUGUGAGUCGCCUCAAUGAUAUCUACCAAAAUAAUCUUCAGAAGGCUCAGAUAGAAAUUAUUCGUGGGCAAGCAAAUUUUACAUCUGAUUCAGAACCAACAGUGGAAGUCAAUGGGCAGAAGUACAUUGCCCCGCAUAUUUUAAUAGCUACUGGAGGGAAGCCUUCAAUGCCAUCAGAUGCAGAGGUACCUGGUGCAAGUUUAGGCAUCACAAGUGAUGGGUUUUUUCAACUUACAGACUUGCCAAGGCGCAGUGUUGUAGUUGGUGCUGGUUACAUAGCUAUUGAAAUUGUUGGAAUUUUGUCUGCUCUGGGGUCCAAGGCUUCGCUGCUGAUCCGUCAAGACAAGGUACUAAGAACAUUUGAUUCCAUGAUUAGCUCAAAUUGCACAGAAGAGCUAGAAAAUGCAGGAGUAGAAGUCUGGAAGUAUGCACAGGUAAAAUCAGUCAAGAAGUCUGCUACAGGUCUAGAGAUCAAUGUGCAGUGCUCCAUGCCUGGGCGCAAGCCAACAGUGAGGACAAUUCAGGAUGUUGAUUGCUUACUGUGGGCCAUAGGGAGGGACCCUAAUACUGAGGAUCUGGGCCUGGAAAAUCUGGGCCUUGAGCUUGAUGAGAAGGGUCACAUUGUGGUUGAUGAGUUCCAAAAUACCAGCCGAAAAGGUGUUUAUGCUGUUGGUGAUGUGUGUGGCCGAGCACUUUUAACACCAGUUGCAAUUGCAGCUGGAAGAAAAUUGUCUCAUCGAUUGUUUGAAGGUCAGGAGGAUUCCAAACUCGACUAUGAUAACAUUCCAACUGUGGUCUUCAGUCAUCCACCUAUAGGAACUGUGGGACUCACAGAAGAAGAAGCAGUGACUGCAAAGGGAAGAGAAAAUGUGAAAGUUUAUACAACCUCUUUUUCGCCAAUGUAUCAUGCAGUAACCAGGAGGAAAACCAAAUGUGUUAUGAAACUGGUCUGUGUCGGCAAAGAGGAGAAGGUGGUUGGAUUGCAUAUGCAAGGACUGGGUUGUGAUGAGAUGCUACAAGGAUUUUCAGUUGCUAUUAAAAUGGGAGCUACAAAGAAAGACUUUGACAACACUGUGGCUAUUCACCCGACGUCCUCUGAGGAGCUGGUCACACUCCGUUAGACUUUCCAAAGCAUUCCAAAGCUAAAGCUCUCAGACAACAGCAUCAACUCCACUAUUAAAUAUGCACCAAUUUUGCAUUUGUAGUUAUUUUCUUUACACCAUGGUUGAUAAAAACUUAACAAUUACACAAUUUUAGAUGUAGCCAAAAGAAAAUGUUUUUUAUUUGUUGCCAAGGAUUUGUUUUAGGGUUCAUGUGAAUAGCCAUUAUGUAUAAAUUACCUUGGUUAACAUUUGUUAACCACAUUUGUUUUAAUUUGUUCCUUAUGAAAAUUAACAAAUAAACUAUGUUUCUAUAAGAAAAAAAA
Messenger RNA from Xenopus tropicalis (tropical clawed frog), 2137 nucleotides. RefSeq names its product glutathione reductase (gene gsr). Gene Ontology annotation, molecular function: oxidoreductase activity; oxidoreductase activity, acting on a sulfur group of donors, NAD(P) as acceptor; glutathione-disulfide reductase (NADPH) activity. Bases 60 to 1832 code for a protein of 590 amino acids. Gene Ontology annotation, biological process: cell redox homeostasis; cellular oxidant detoxification; glutathione metabolic process. Lineage: Eukaryota; Metazoa; Chordata; Amphibia; Anura; Pipidae. The transcript is spliced from 13 exons. The record is from RefSeq and is marked validated. Gene Ontology annotation, cellular component: cytoplasm; mitochondrion.